Dracunculus medinensis (Guinea worm) is the source of this 696-nucleotide messenger RNA. The record is from the annotation of a GenBank genome assembly. NCBI's taxonomy places the organism in Eukaryota, Metazoa, Nematoda, Chromadorea, Rhabditida, Dracunculidae.
AUGGAUAUGAAAGAAGAAUAUAAUUUUGCGAGUAGCAGUAGCAAAUGGCGAAAAUACGAUUCUCGUAAAUGCGCUAUCAACUGCGACGAAAAGCAUUUCAUUGAUUCCAAUAGAGAUAGUUUGGAAAAGAUUUCAGAUGAACGAAAAUUAAAUCCACCGCUCCGAUUAAAAAAGCGAACAAAUAUUAAUCUACGAAUGAUCGAUGGAAUUCCUGAAAGAUUUUUUUACGGUGAUGAGCCAGCAGAACAAAUCGUUGAAAGUGCUAAUAGAGAAGCUGUGAUUAAAAAACAAAAUGAUAAUUUUAAAAAAGCAUUUAAUGAAGCGAAAGAGCGACGAAAAGAGGAACAAGCGAAGGAGGAGGAAAAUUCAGCAAGGCGACGGGAAAUUGAAUUUAUCGACGAGCAGAUAAAAUGUUGGCAAAGAGUAUUAAAUCUUCAAAAAAGGCUCGAGGAAUUCAAAAAAAAAUUUGAGGGAGAUCGAGAACGAGCUGCAUCAACCGUUCGAGCUACUGAUAACAAUGAAGCAAACGCUACACUCGAGGAUGUCGAUUUAGAUUCUUUGAUGGACUGGAAGCGUAAUCGUGUUGAGCAAAAUGGUACUUGCAAUGCUGGUUUGGUUGAUCACCAGACUGAAAGUCGUUCGGAACGCUUCGGUGAAGAACAGAUCUCGUCAGCACUGGAAAUAAUUAUCGGUUGA